UUCAAGCUAAUCGUUUCAACUUAUGGUAAGAUUAAAGAAAUAAACUUGCAGACUAGGGCCGUGACACAUCUUUUGACCGAUCUGGGAAGUGAAAUUAAUUCUAUGGAUUAUGAUUAUGAAAAUAAAUACAUUUAUUUUCCAAGAUACAGUAAAAACGACAUUUUAAGAUUUCGCUAUCCAUCAAACUAUACGUACCAGACAGAAAAUGUCACAAUGGCAAAUAACCCAAUAGGUAUAGCAAUUGACCAGUUAUACAAUCAUGUGUAUUGGAUAGAACGAUAUACGGGAAAGCUUUAUCAGAGUAAUAUGGAUGGGUCAAAUAAAUUGUUAAUAUUACAGGAUGAUCCAAUGUUUGCUUUAACAUUAGAUGUUACUAACAGAUGGGUGUAUUACAGUAUAAUUGACACCGCAAACAACGUAAUAAGGCAAGCUAGAUUGAAUGGGACUGAAAUACAGACUUUUACAGAUGUUCAUACACAAACAGUAUCUGGUUUGAGCAUAGAUUCCAACGAAGAACACAUUUAUUGGAUGGAGUAUAUAACUGGGAAUUUGAUGUCUUCUAAUAUUAAAGGAACUGCCGUAUCACAAGUUUUCAUGACGAGUACUACCAACACAAACAGAGGUAUCCAUGCAUAUAAUAGAAUAAUAUACUGUUCAAAUGGCAAUCAAGUACAAAAGGUCACAGUUUCAUCAGUAGUUACAGCGAAUGUCAUAUACACAGACAAAGAACAAAUUUAUGGUGUAUUUAUUUACAAUGAAAAUACUUUCAAUGAACAGAAAAUGCAGAGGAGUCCAGUACGCAUGGAUGCAACCGAUAAAAGAGAAUUACAAUAAUCAUAACUGUCUUUCUUAUCGAACACUAUUAUGAUUAUGGUCUUGCUAAAAGAAGGUAUGAAACACCUUAGAACUAGCUGUUUUUUAGCCACCAAUUACUAGAAAUUCAUGACAUACCAUCGUUGAAGUAGGAGACUUUAUCAGAUUCAAAGUACCACGGUUGAUUCUCAAACAAACGUGUUGUGCAUUCUUGAAUGUAAUGUGAUAUCAAAUAGGGAAUACCCUGCUUGAUUCUUACACAAACGUGGUGUGCUAUCUUGAAUGUAUUGUGAUAGCAUAUUAAUACAUUUGUAUUGAUAUAUAUAUAUCAGUUGUAUCUGUAUAUGACUUAGUUCAUAAUAAAAAAGAAACUUAACAACAAACACACCAAAUUUCAUGGAAAUUCGAAUAUGGAGAUUUCAUCAAAACCGACAAAACCAAACACUCGACCAUAUCAACCAACGGUGCCACUGGAAACUAAUUAACAUGUGUUUUAAGGUAACAUGAUCUCUGAUCACAUUAUCGUGUAUAACAGUGUUUGUUAAUGUUGUGUUGAGGUCGUUAUUCAUGUAAAUAAAAAGUCAAGCUUCA
Mytilus californianus (California mussel) is the source of this 1404-nucleotide messenger RNA. RefSeq names its product low-density lipoprotein receptor-like. The record is from RefSeq and is a predicted model, not a curated record. The coding region runs from base 103 to 834 and encodes 243 amino acids. The transcript is spliced from 6 exons. Lineage: Eukaryota; Metazoa; Mollusca; Bivalvia; Mytilida; Mytilidae.